UUUCCUCGCCUGGAGAAGCCGAGGGCGGCUGCAGAGCCCGGGCCGCGGUGCCAGAGCCUCCCGGGCCCCAGGCUGGGGCUGAGGGGCUCCCACAGCCGGACUGUGAGGGAGCGGGACUACACCUCCCGGCAAGCCCCGCGGGACCCCGCCUCCCUCACUGGCACUACACUUCCCAGCGCGCCCUGCGCGGCGGCGCCCCCGGCGUCCCGCGGCGGGGUGGGCGCGCAGCGUGCUGGGAGCGGUAGUCCCCCCGCGGCGCGCGCGCGCCGCCAGGCGGGCCGGGGCGUGUCCUGGGGGGUAUAUAGCCAGCCGGAGGGGCAGGGGGCUGCACUCUGCCGUCGCCGCCCCUCUCUCCAGCAGCUUCUAUGCAAUCCUCGGCCAUCGCCGCUCCCCCCUGCGUUGAGCCCGCGCCGGCCUCCCAGACUAGGAUGGAAGAGGAACUGGCAGCUCCUUCCACAUCUACAGACAAGACAGACAGUAUGGAUGUGGAUGCAGAAUCAAAGAAACUGUUGGGUUUGGGACAGAAGCACUUGGUAAUGGGAAAUAUUCCAGCUGCUGUGAACGCAUUCCAGGAAGCUGCAAGCUUACUGGGUAAAAAGUACGGUGAGACAGCGGAUGAGUGUGCAGAAGCUUUUUUUUAUUAUGGAAAAUCUCUCCUGGAGUUGGCAAGAAUGGAAAAUGGUGUGCUGGGAAAUGCCUUAGAAGGGGUGCAGGUGGAAGAGGAAGGAGAAAAAGUAGAAGAUGACUCUGCAUUGCCCGCUGCUGAUGAAGAAGCAAGGGAGGAGUUGAGAGAACAGGUUUAUAACGCCAUGGGGGAAAAGGAAGAGGCCAAAAAGUCCACGGAAGAGUCUACAGUACUAUCUGAGAAGGAAAUCAAAGAAGAGGAUGUUGAAAUGAAAGAGAUUACAGAAGAAAAACCCAAAGAAGCUGCUGCUGAUGAGGAUGCCAAGGCUGGAGAGGCUGAAGAGAAGACUGAGAUUUCUGUGGGAAAAGAAGAAACUUCAGAAGAGCAGAAGAACCAGGUGCCUGUGACAGAGGAGGCAGCUGUGGAAGAGAAGGAGGUAGAAAAAGAGCAGAAGACUGUGCUUGAGGACAAGGUGGAGAAGGCAACUGAGGAGAAGGAGAGAACGACAGAAGUGUCAGACCAGGAGGCAAAGGCAGCUGGGGAAGAGGCUGAAGCAGGAGAAGUGGCUGUGGAAGAGAAGGGAGAGAUGGGAGAACAGGCAGCAGAAGCAACAGAAAAAGAGCCAGCUGUGGAGAAGGGAGAGGCUGGAGAAGGACAGGCAGAGACAGCUGUGGAAGAGAAGGCAGAAGCACAAGCAGCAGCUGCUGUGGAACAGAAAGAAGCUGCAGAAGGAGAUGCAGAGGCAACUGAACAGAAGAAGGCAGAAGAGAAACAAGAGCCAAUAGAGACAGUUACAGAAGAGAAACCAGGUGAAUCUAAAGAGACAGAGUCCUCAAAGGAACCUGUGCCCACAGAGGGCAAAGAGCCACCUAGUGACAUGAAAGAAAAGGCUGAAGUUGCUGCUAAGGUAGAGAAAGAGGAAAAGAAAGAUGAUGACCUGAUGGAAGAGGGUGAAGGUGCUAAGGUAGAAAAAGAAGAGAAAGAUGACCUGAUGGAAGAGGGAGAAGAAACAGAAGAAUCUGAAGAAGAAGAUAAAGAAAACGAUAAGGCUGAAGAUGAUAAGGAGAAUGAAUUGACAGUGGAGGACAAGGAAAGUGAGGAGGAUGAAAUUGGCAAUCUUGAGCUAGCCUGGGACAUGCUGGAGUUAGCAAAAGUCAUUUACAAGAGACAAGAAACAAAAGAAGCUCAGCUCCAUGCAGCUCAAGCUCAUCUGAAGUUAGGAGAAGUUAGCAUUGAAUCUGAAAACUACACGCAGGCCAUCGAGGAGUUCCAGGCCUGCCUGGCGCUGCAGCAGAAGUACCUGGAGGCUCACGACCGGCUGCUGGCCGAGAGCCACUACCAGCUCGCCCUGGCCUACCACUACAACAGCGACUUCGACGAGGCCGUGCUGCAGUUUGGGAAGUCCAUGGAGGUCAUAGACAAGAGGCUGGCAAUUCUGACUGAGCGGAUAAAGAAAGCGGACACUGGGUCCCCCGAGGAUGAGAAGGAGAUAGAAGAACUGAAGGGACUGCUUCCUGAGAUUAAAGAGAAGAUAGAAGAUUCAAAGGAGUCACAGAAGAGUGCAAAAGUAGCUGAGCUAGGACUGAAAGCAACUCUGGUUGGAACUACAUCUGGCUUUGCACAAAGUGAAGACAGUGGUUCUGUGUCCACAAUUCCAGUAAGGAAAGCAGGUGAUGGUGCAUCUCAGUGUGUAACAGACAUCUCUCAUCUAGUCAGGAAAAAGAGGAAACCAGAGGAGGAGACUCAUCAGGGAGACAAUGAAGCCAAGAAAUCUAAACCAGAACCGGCUGUCAAUGGUGGUGGUGGGGAACCAGUCCCCAGUGGAAAUGAGGUUGUGGAAAAAAUGGAAGAGGAGACAGAGAAAAGGCCACAAGCAGGAUCAGGGGCUGCAGUUGAAAGCACAGUAUGAUAAUGUUUCUUUAACCUUGGACACUCCUCUCCUUACAAGGAAAAUGGUUUUGUAUAUAGUGUAUUUUUUCACUUUUUGGCAACUUUUGUAUGACUUCAAUAAAGAUUGUAAGCAAACAG
Messenger RNA from Prinia subflava (tawny-flanked prinia), 2653 nucleotides. RefSeq names its product nuclear autoantigenic sperm protein (gene NASP). NCBI's taxonomy places the organism in Eukaryota, Metazoa, Chordata, Aves, Passeriformes, Cisticolidae. Gene Ontology annotation, cellular component: nucleoplasm. Gene Ontology annotation, biological process: DNA replication-dependent chromatin assembly; CENP-A containing chromatin assembly. The record is from RefSeq and is a predicted model, not a curated record. The transcript has 15 exons. Gene Ontology annotation, molecular function: histone binding. The coding region runs from base 366 to 2534 and encodes 722 amino acids.